UGUACGUACACACUAUACGGAUAGGCGAGGAAACCUGAAUUCACAUGUAUGAACAAGAUUCAGAAGGUAUAAAUUUUGGCUUGGGUGAAAACUUCGACAGUAUCUUUCGAGCUCUUGUCGAAGUAACUUCUAGUGAAUAUUCAAGAUGACUGGUCGUGGAAAAGGUGGCAAAGGAUUGGGAAAAGGAGGAGCAAAGCGUCAUCGCAAGGUUCUUCGUGAUAACAUCCAAGGUAUCACAAAACCAGCAAUCCGUCGUUUGGCUCGUCGAGGUGGUGUGAAGCGUAUCUCAGGUCUCAUCUAUGAGGAAACUCGUGGUGUCUUGAAAGUGUUUUUGGAAAACGUUAUCCGUGACGCUGUUACAUACACUGAACACGCCAAGAGGAAGACCGUCACCGCCAUGGAUGUAGUCUACGCACUAAAACGCCAAGGACGCACCCUCUACGGUUUCGGUGGUUAAGCGAAUACAAUACCGAACAAUAUUGUUCGAAGAGAAUUGCAGAAAACGGCCCUUUUCAGGGCCAAAG
Molecule: messenger RNA, 524 nt
Organism: Hermetia illucens (black soldier fly)
Lineage: Eukaryota; Metazoa; Arthropoda; Insecta; Diptera; Stratiomyidae
Product: histone H4
Exons: 1
Coding region: 146-457 (103 amino acids)
Biological process (GO): nucleosome assembly
Cellular component (GO): nucleosome
Molecular function (GO): DNA binding; structural constituent of chromatin; protein heterodimerization activity
Source: RefSeq, a predicted model, not a curated record